Gallus gallus (chicken) is the source of this 2340-nucleotide messenger RNA. RefSeq names its product Fanconi anemia, complementation group F (gene FANCF). The transcript has a single exon. NCBI's taxonomy places the organism in Eukaryota, Metazoa, Chordata, Aves, Galliformes, Phasianidae. The record is from RefSeq and is a predicted model, not a curated record. Gene Ontology annotation, biological process: interstrand cross-link repair. Gene Ontology annotation, cellular component: Fanconi anaemia nuclear complex. Bases 16 to 1170 code for a protein of 384 amino acids.
AGCUCAGCCAAUAGAAUGACAAAUCUCCGCCCCUGCUGGCUCGGACUGGUUCUCGUCCCAGGCGCGAGGCGGGUCUUGCGCUCAAAUCGGCGGCGCCAAGGCUGCCAGCGCGGCGUUAUGGAGGCUGUGUUGGGGCAGGUGGCGGAGUUGCCCGCGUUGCUCGCCGUGUCCCGCUCCGCCCUGGUGCGGGACUGGGACCCCCCGACCCUGGACAGGGCUCUGGAGUGGGCACGCUACUUCCAGCACCUCCAUGACCGCUUCCGCAGCCGGCCCCAGCUCCGGGACGCCCUGAGGCGGCGGCUGCGGCGGGGUGAGGCGGGCAGCCCGCUCUCCUUCCGCCACCUGGGCGGCUGCUCGGAGCUGCUGGGCCUGGCGCUGCUGGAGAAUCGCGCUCUGCCGCCCGCCGCCUGCCGCCGCCUCCUUCAGCGCCUCUUGCAGGGGGAGGCUGGCUUCGAGCUGGGCCGCCUGGCGCCUCUGGCCCGCAGGAAGGCCGCCUCCUACCUUCUGGAGGGCUCCGCGCUGUUCCCGGGCAAGCCGGGCCCGCGGGUGUGCGCGGAAGCGGGGCUGCUGCUGUGCCGGCUGCGGGAGGACGGACGGGAGGCUGGGGCGGCCCUCGGCUGGCUUGGCCCUGUCCUGGAACAGCUCCCCCAGCCCCGGGCUUUUGCUGUGGUGGCAGAGGCCCUACUGCGGCAGGGGUGUGGUGGCGGGGAUGGGGACAGCUCGGCUGGGGGGCAGGCGGGUGGAGCAGAGGCUGGAAGCGUUGCCGGCGCCCUGCUUUCCUGGCUGCUGGAGGAUCUGCACCGAUUUUCUGCCUGCUCUCUGCUCCUCCCAGGCACUCUUCUCGCCUCGCUAGCCGGUCGUUAUGCACAGUUAAGCAGGCGCUAUUUGGAUCUUUUAGCUGAGUGGGGAAGUCACUUGCUGUAUGACCCACUACAGGGACGGUGGGUUAAAAGUCGUUCUGAGGAAGCUAAAUUGUGCUGGGAGGAGCUGAGGGAGCGUUUUGGCUGCCUCUGUCAGGGAUCUGUGCAACUCAGGGAGCAAACCCAAGCUGCUUUGAAGCUCCUGAAGGCCCGAGAUGGAGACUUUCAAGUCUGUGGCCUAAGCGUGUGGACUGACUUGCUGCUGGAAGUGGAGGAAGACUUGAGAAAGAAGCAGAGUCCAAAUGUGUGAAUGGCAAAGCAACAUAAAACUUUAUGAAAACCAGUGAAUUGGACUAUUUGGUAUUUAUUUGACGAGCAAGAAAACUGUACCUCGCUUUGGGUUGAAAACCAAGAACUGUUAGGACUGCUGAGCACACUGUUUCUGACUGCCCAUGAACUCUUGGGAAGGCCUGUUACUUCCUUGCAUCUGUACUAUUGAUUCUCUUGGUGACUGGCAAGAAAUGUCUUCCUUUACAGUGCUUACUGCUCAGCUAAUAAAAUGAAGAACAUGUUUUUUUUAAUGUGUUUAAAUGUUUUUAAAAAACUAAGCUUUCAUUUUUUUUUAUUGGCUACGAAUUACAGCUGAGAUGGUCACAGUAGUUCUGUUUUUUAUUGUUCAAAGGGAAUGGUGGAGAUUCAAACUUGAAAAUCCCAAAUGCAGGGUUAGUUUAGUAGUGAUUACCUUCAUUAGUCUGUCAGUUCUGUUGGCUUUUUCUGAUUUUAUCUGUGAGUUAGCCUCUGUGCCUAAAGUAAAGGCAGGGAAAAGAAAAACUUGAAAGCUUACUGAAAAGUUCUAAAACUUGAAGAUUUUAUUAGUUACCAUAUUAUAUACUAAUAUGCAAAUAUUAAAUAUAUUAAAUUUAAAUGUUUAUUAAAACAACAGUAAAAUGUAGGAUAUUCUGCUGUGUUUUUCUUCCCUUUUCCGUGAUCUGUUAGAUUAAAUGUUUUUAUUUUCAUUUUGUGAAACAAAAGAGUGGUAUAACAAACUUUUAAAAUGAAGUCCAAGAGUUGUCUUUUGUUGAAUCAGUUUCUGUGAACAAAACUCAAAUGGGUAAAAAAGUACUGGACCACCAUGACUUAAAACAAGUACUGUACUGCAGAAUUAAUGAGAUUUUGUCUGGUUAGCUCUGUAAGCUAGAAUUACCAAUGUAAGCAGUGUAAUAAGAUACAAUACUCAGUGAAGGUGGGAAAUGCAAAUAGCAUAAAAGGUUCAUGUGUAGAAGAUCUGUGAAAGAGUUAGUGUAACCUGUAUUUAGAUAGGUUUGAUAUAAAUUGAGAAAACUCUUGUGUUGAUGAAAUGCCUUUGUGAGAAGGGUAAGAAGGUGAUUUGACUAUUUUAUAUAUAUGUGUUAACUGAUUUACACUAAUUUGAGUAACAUUCUGUGUUACAAAGUAAAAACGUACAACUGGAAAAAUUCAA